AUGAAAUCCUUCAGAAGAUCCAGAAAUAACAGAAGGAGAAGAAACUUUGGAAAAGGAAAAUAUAUUACGGAUCAGCCAAGAAAUGAUGGAAAAUGCUAUGAAUGCGGAAAGUAUGGACAUAUAGCCAGUGAAUGUCCAGAAGCUAAGAAGAAUCACUCCAGGGGAAAUCAAAAGAAUAAAGCUCUAAGCAGUUGGAGUGAUGAAGACAACUCAAAAAAUGAACAUGAAGAAAUUGCAAAUUUAUGCUUCAUGGCAAUGGAGGAAUCAAGCACUAAGGUAUGUAAUAAUUGUAAUGACUUGAAAAACUUACUGGAUCGUGCUGUAACUAAUUUGAAUAGAAUUCUAACUGAUUUUCGAAAUCUUCAAAAUGACAAAAGAAAUUUAGAAAUAAAAUUGGAAGUUAGUGAAGUGGAAAAAGAUUUACUCUAUGAAGAAAUUCAUGAGUUAAAAACUACUCUUAAAAAUGCUCAAAAUAAAUCAAUCUUUCUCAAAUCCACUUCCAAAAACUAUCAAGGCUCUAGCAGCAAAAGCUCCUUAGAUGGAAAUUAUGUUAGUUGUAAUCAGUCCUACAAGUUAACUGAUUCAAAAACUAACAGUUUCGAAAUAAUGAUACUUCUAAAUGGAUUUGGAAACCUAAAGGAAAUCCAGAAUGCUCUAAACUCAAAGUACCCAAAAAAAUUUGGGUACCUAAAAGAAGAAAAUGACUUUGUUUUGCAGGAACACCACAGGAAAACAAAAGGAAGAUGGUAUCUAGAUAGCGGGUGUUCAAAUCAUAUGACAGGAGAUAAAAACCUGUUCAAAUCUGUUGCUGAAUAUAGAGGAGGAAGCAUUCGUUUUGGCGACAACUCCAAAGGAACUGUAAUCGAAAUUGGUACAAUUACUUUUAAUGAUGCCUGUGAUAUCACUAAUGUUUAUCUAGUAACAGGUCUCAAAUAUAACUUGCUGAGCAUCAGUCAAAAUCGUGUUGCUUAA
This is a messenger RNA of Solanum stenotomum, 972 nucleotides long. RefSeq lists its product as uncharacterized. The record is from RefSeq and is a predicted model, not a curated record. The transcript is spliced from 2 exons. Gene Ontology annotation, molecular function: nucleic acid binding; zinc ion binding. Lineage: Eukaryota; Viridiplantae; Streptophyta; Magnoliopsida; Solanales; Solanaceae. The coding region runs from base 1 to 972 and encodes 323 amino acids.